GUCUGGUUAUUGAGCGCAGAAGUGCAUAUACUGGACAAGACACUAUGACAUACAUUCGGCGUUCAUAUCAUCAUAGCUCGAAAUAUAUCUUGACUAUAGGACAGACCUGUAUACCAGCUAGACCUAUCAUACCGAACUAUAGAAUAUGUCGGACCAGGCAGCGAAGGAUCGGGAACGGUGGAGUUGGCGAUUUGAAUCUUUAGGGACGAACAUCGGCUUCGUAGCCUGCUUUCAGAAUUUAUGGCGCUUCCCUUACCUCUGCUACUCCAACGGUGGUGUUAUCUUCCUCGUCCCAUAUUUACUAUGUUCCAUGUUUCUUGCGAUUCCUCUCAUGUUCCUGGAGACGGCACUCGGUCAAUACACCUCCUCGGGUCCCAUCAGAGCCUGGAAGAUAUGCCCACUUUUUCAAGGUAUUGGUGUCGCCACCACUGUCGUCGCUUGGUGGCGUAACAUCUACUAUAACGUCAUCCUGGCUUGGACCCUGUACUACCUCUACAGUUCGUGCCUUGGCGAUGAGCUCCCCUGGGCGAGAUGCAAUCAUGAAUGGAACACAGCUACAUGCCUUGAUAGCUCCUCUGAAUGGGUGUGCGUCAACGGAACCUAUAUCAUCGGCAACAAGGGGGAUACUCAACCGGAAGAAUCGUCGGUCCCAUCGUGGUACGGUUGGAGUGAUGCAGGGCCUUUAGAUGACCCUGACCAAUGUGGUGGGUAUCACCCUACAUCAACCAACCCGGCCAAGGAGUUCUGGAAAAUCAAGGUGCUUGGCCAAACAGGGACAGACGGAAUACAUAACGUAGGAGGUAUUGUUGGGCAUCUUGCCCUAACCCUCUUCCUCGCAUGGACGCUCAUAUACUUUGGCCUCUGGAAGGGAGUAAAAUGGAGCGGCAAGAUGGCUUAUGUCACCGUUCCCUUUAUACACCUUGUACUAGCCGCGUUUUUUGUACGUGGGAUCACUUUACCAGGAGCGUAUAAUGGUUUGCUGUUUUUUUUCUACCCCGACAAAUAUCUACUUGGACGUCCACAGAUGUGGAUAGCCGCUGGAACAGAAGUUUUCUAUUCCUUCUCGAUUGGACUAGGUGCUUACACAGCCCUUGGAAGCUUCAACAAAUUCCACUACAACUUCUAUAGGGACAGCAUGAUCGUAGCCUUCUUAAAUGUGAUUACAAGUAUCUACAGUGUUAUCAUCGUCUCUUCAUUCGUUGGCUUCGUAGGGUUCGCUGAGGAUAUCCCAAUAAAUGGAGCCGUUGAUGCAGGUCCUGGUCUGUUUUUCGAUGUCUUUCCGCGUGCUUUUGCUGCAAUGCCUUCAUCAAGGGUCUCGGCAAUUUUCUUCUUCCUAGUGGUCCUAAAGAUUGGGCUUAACUCUCAGCUCGUCAUGGUGAAGGCGUUCAUCACGUCUGUCUUGGAUCUUUUCCCUACCUCGCUGCGGAUUGGGUAUUAUAAAGAGCUAUUCGUGUUGGGAGUCUGCUUUGUAAACUUCCUGAUUGGCCUCAGUAUGGUAACCCAGGGUGGUCUCUACGUCUUCACGCUCUUCAGUAACUAUGGGGAUAGUGCCUUCCCUAUCAUUUGGAUAUGUUUCUUCGAGAGCAUCGCCAUCGGAUGGUUUUAUGGUGUUAGAAGGUUCUCCCGAGACAUUGCCGAGAUGCUGAGAUGGCAACAGAUUGAAUGGUACAUAAUCUGCUGGCCAGUCACUGUUCCUAUUAUUGCUCUGCUCGUUUGGAUCGGCAACAUAGUGUACUGGGCCCCGCUGUCCUAUUCCUCUGACUACCCGAGCUGGGCCGACGGC
Messenger RNA from Strongylocentrotus purpuratus (purple sea urchin), 1783 nucleotides. RefSeq names its product sodium- and chloride-dependent taurine transporter-like. Gene Ontology annotation, cellular component: membrane. The record is from RefSeq and is a predicted model, not a curated record. Gene Ontology annotation, biological process: sodium ion transmembrane transport. The annotation marks the transcript as partial. The transcript is spliced from 13 exons. Lineage: Eukaryota; Metazoa; Echinodermata; Echinoidea; Camarodonta; Strongylocentrotidae.